Molecule: messenger RNA, 3738 nt
Organism: Aspergillus calidoustus
Lineage: Eukaryota; Fungi; Ascomycota; Eurotiomycetes; Eurotiales; Aspergillaceae
Source: the annotation of a GenBank genome assembly
GAACUCCCGAAACCUCCGACUUCCUCUUCAGCACUUCAAUCUUCCACUUACAACGCUUCUCUUUCGCGAAGCACUCUGAGCAGCCUUGUGGAGGCCGCUUCUAUGAUGUCAUGCAGCCGUGAAGACCCCAACUCCAGACCCACCAGCCAAGCGCCAGCGGAAGAAGAGGCGUUGGGGUGGGAGGUGUCGAGGGAUCGCGAGGUUGCUACGAUAGAGAAAAUUGCUUGUGACCGCUGCCGCCAGAGAAAGACGAAAUGUGAUCGCGCAAAGCCGUGUAAGCAAUGUGUCAAGACAGGGGUACAAUGUUCGUACAAGUCAGGCCACAAGGCUAAAGAGAAGCGGCAACGGGUUCUUAUCUCGAGCGUAUACGAGAGGAGAUUGGAGCAUAUCUCGAACAAGAUCGACGAGCUCGGGGCGAUAAUUGGCCGGCUGAGUGAUGAGCAUCAGGGUAUUCCGACCAGAGUCCGAGUGCAGUCACCUUCGUCCCUCCAAGCCAGCAGUUUCGUAGCACAACACCAGCCCUUGACCCAAGUGGAAGGAAUCGAAUCCAAUCUAUUCGCACAUGUUACCUUCGCAACUGAAGCUCUCCAAACAGUUUUAAGGAGCGACCCAUACUUUAAUGAGGCGGCCGAAUUGACCUCGGCGCUGGAGACCCUGUGCACAAGGGUCAGUAUCCAGAAGCAGCAGAAUGAAGCCAUGGAAGCUUCACGGCCAUUUCCCAAUGUGCUCCCUCAUGGCCGUACCUUCAAGGAUUUGCCUAUCCCUUCACUAGGCAGAAUCAUGGCAUGCCUGAGGAUUGCUCAAGAAAGCUCACCGAGCCAGCUCUACUGGCCCUUUGAGUUUGGUUCCCUGGGUGACUUCACACAAUACGUGAUCAAGGCCUGCUCACCUGGUCCGAUAACUGACAUGGAGCUGAUUAUUGUUCAUUACGUUCUCUAUUGGCUCUUCACCCAAUGCUCGAUUGGGGCGGAAGACGAGGCUAUGAAGCAAGACUACGAGACUCAAGCAGGCAUCUGCCAGGGCAGUCUCGAAACAAUACUGUCGAAUAUUCCCUUCCACAUAGACACGAACGUUGACUCUAUUCGUGCCUUGUACAUGGCUACCACCCACUGCCUACACCAUGGAAAACCUCUUGCAGCAUGGACCUUUAUCUCCAGGGCCUCACUUAUGUGUCAAGCCCUCGGGUUCCAUAGUAGCCAUAGUUUAGCAACGGAACGACCAGAUGUUGUGCAACAUAAGAUGCGCUUAUUUUGGGUUGUAUACGUUCUCGAGAAAGCAGUGGCGCUACGCCUCGGUAGACCGUCGACUAUUCGAGAUCAGGACAUUACAGUUGCGAGGCUUGCCUUGGACCGGAAGAUGGCCUCCCUCGCGUAUAACUGGCUACCAGACUGGAUCGACGUUGCGGCACUCUACGGACGCUUAUACGACGACCUAUAUUGCCCGAAGGCGCUGGCGCAGCCAUAUUCCAUUCGAGCCGCACGUACUGUAGCACUGGCUUCUGAGUUUGAACGAAUGAUCACCGCGAGGUCUGAGUACUAUAAUCAGCCGAAUCAGUGGAGUAGCCAUAUGAUGAAUCCUAGCAUGUCUGGGUUUAUCGUACACGCCAACCGAGCCAUCGAGUACUCGACCUUGGCCUCGAUAUAUCGAGGCUUCCCGUCGGAGAGAUCAUCCAGCCUGUCACCAUGCCCGCAAUGCAUCACAGCCGCGCGAAUAUCCCUUAAAGAGACCACAGCCUGCAUUGCGAUUCUUCUGGACAGGCCCACAUGGCCUUUGAGUCUCGACUUGUGGGUGAAUGAGGUUCUCCUCUUAGCGUCCUUUAUGCCGUUUUUGAUUCUCAUCUGCAACAUCAUCGAGGCAAAAGAUGGGUUGGAUUUGGAUCCAUUGCGACAACUGAUUGACAGUCUGCGGCUUUUAGCACAGUAUCCGCGGUACUCCGGCUGCAAUAGGCAGCUGCGCAUUUUCGAGGCAUUGUAUAAUGUCGUCUCGAUGUAUAUCGAGGCGAAGGCGCGAACGCGACCGGAGGAACCGAUCGGCGCGCAUUUUACCCACCCGGAUACUGAGACUGAUCCGAACGAUACUAUAUGGCUUGAUCCUAUCUCGUUAACAGGCUCGUCGUUCCCGGCCCAAUUAUCGGACGGUCAUCCAGGGACGAACAUCCUGCCUCUACAAUCCCCAAUGCUCAAUGAUUUGAAUACGGAGAUCGAUCCUUCGACAUUCCAGCUGGAAAGCUGGAUUCAACAAACCUAUUAGACGCUGCAAAUGCAAAUACUCAUUCGUACUUUUACAAAUUACUUAUUACAUUAAAGCAGAUAUCGCUAGAAUACACCCAAAAAGAACCCUCAAUCUACCGAAGCCCUUUCGGCCAUAUUGGACCUCACUUCAACCGGCUGCCUCCAUCCAGCUCAUGCACCUCUGGCGUUGUGCUAUCCAGCUCCUGUAUUGGCUCCGGCUUCUGCGUCCCCCCAUACACGCCCAACCCAUGAUUUUGGCCCGAUGACCGCUGAUGGUCGGUCUCGGGAUUCGAGUACAUUUCGGAAAUGGGCCGUCCGCCUUCGGAGGGGAGAUUUGGCGAUAGCGAGGGGAGGCUGAUUCCGGCCGAGGAACCAGACAUGUAUUUGGAGUUUUUGCCUCCUCCUAUUGUUGUGCCGGCGGGGCUGGAGAAUUGCGAGUCUACAAGAAACAGAAUACUGAUUAGCAGAUAUCCUUCUAGAGGGCCGGGGAUUCAGGAGAAAGCCCUGAGGGGGAAUGGCUUACCUUGGUAUGGCGACCCGGGAUACGGCUGUUGGUAGCCAGCGUACUCGCCCGUGUACAUCCUCUGCUGCUCGCCCUCGACAACCGACGGGGUGCGCCCGUGCCCAGCAGCCUUGUUCUUCCUCCUCCGCAUAAAGAACCAGAUCAGCGCAACGACGAUAAUCAGCGCAGCGGCACCACCAACUGCGAUUCCCGCAAUCGCACCACCGGAUAGCCCGCCCCCGCCGCUCCCCUCAUCGCCAUCGCCCGCAUCCGCAUCCCGGAACAAAUCAUACUGGCCUGCAACCGACGAGCUCCACGCGGCCGGGAGAACAUCGUCGUCGGGACACCCAUCCGUCGUCCCACAAGGGUUACUCGCGCAGCAGCCCAGGAACCGCGGCUCAGUGAAGUUGCAGGUAAACCAGUCUGAGUUGUUCGUGCCGAUGCACAGGUUUGGUAAAAUGGAGUCGAAGACCGCGGGUUCGAAUGAGGCGGCGUAGACGUCGGGACACGGGGAGGUGCUGUUUGCGUCGACGUUGUGGCAGGGGUCGGAGGAGCAGCAGCCCACGAAGAAGGGCGCCUCGGGGCACACGUACCAGGUGCCCCCCUUGGGGCAGGUGAAGUUGCACGAGGACGAGGAGCCGGAGGCGCACUCUGCGUUGGAGUCGGACAUUAUGAUUAUAGUAAUAGCGUUGCGGAGUAUGAGUAGAUAUGUACUUGAAGAGGGGAAAUACAGAGAAGGAAAAAAGGGUUGCGAGGUUAACCGUCGUGUCGUCGCAAAAUCACAUCAACCUUCAAGCGACGCCUGUUCAAAAAGGACCAGGGCGCCCAACGUCGCGGGGGCCAUUUGGCAAUGGAUUUAAUAGUAGUCGCAGGCUCGACCGAGCCCUGUUGCCAGGCAAGCAGGGCAGGGCAGGGCUGGGGCUGUGAGCUUGGCCGGCAGUGCGCCGCAAGAACUCAGGUUGGUGCGCGGCAGGCCUGGGCCGAGAGCCAACAAGUUUGUGAUGG